Messenger RNA from Neoarius graeffei (lesser salmon catfish), 3352 nucleotides. Its product is annotated as neurotrophin receptor-interacting factor homolog. Bases 2536 to 3315 code for a protein of 259 amino acids. The record is from RefSeq and is a predicted model, not a curated record. The transcript is spliced from 3 exons. Lineage: Eukaryota; Metazoa; Chordata; Actinopteri; Siluriformes; Ariidae.
ACUAAUCCCUUGACCACACACACACACACACAAAAUAAAAUUUCCACACAUAUAUUCAGUGUAAGCUUCGUGUUCUGCUUGUGUGUGUGUGACUGCAGGAGGAAACACAGAUCCAUUCGCUGAGAAAAAUCUCCCUCUGGAAAGAGUCGAGUUACUGCGGAUUCUCCGCCCUGUACAGCCACUCCUCAUCAGUCACUGUACAUUUCCGUGUUUCAGUCCUGCAGGCUCGAGGGCUAUGUGGUGGAGGUGACUUUCCGGAAUCGCGGACAUCUUUUAUUUCAUGUUUCUCCGAGGUCUCUAGGCCGGUGGGCAGAAGAACUUUCUGAUCCGGUUUUCUGAGAAGCGACGGCUCCAUUUGUGUGAAACCUGCUCAUUGCGAUGGCUGUGUUUGCUUGUUUUGUCGGUCAUUAAUUCUGUUCGAGUUGAGACCAAAGAGAAGGAUGUUUUUCUGCGUCUUUGUAUUUAUGGCCCGAGUUCAGGGUACAAACAACGUCUCGACCUUCCCUCAAACGCCUUCAUCUUGUCACAGCAAAACAGUCGAAGUGGAGAAAUCCACAGAUCCUCACCCGUCGCUCCUGGCCGACCGAUGUUUCACUCCUGGCGCUGCGGAUGUGGAAAAUAAGUCGGAGGUUUCAGAGUCAGAGCACAGUGAAGUUAUUAAAUGAUUAUUAGGGUAAGUUCGAGUUGCAGCUCAAGGGUAAAUCCGGCGACCAAUGGGUCGAAAUUCGGGGCCUUUUAUCGCCGUACGACGGAUAAUUGAUCUGGGUCUAUCAGCGUCGGAGCAUAACGUGUUAAUCAUUUUUAAAUAAUAUUUAGUAAUGGAAGUUUUAGUUGCAGUUGACAGGGCUAAGGGAUUUUCAAGUGACUCUCUUUGGAUAAAAUCUUGUAGUCGGUGGUGGCUCAGUGGACUCGAGGAAGAUUUCGAUUGAACUGCAUUUUAUUUGAGAAUGAAGCGUGAGGAUCACAGCCGAUACGACGGAGGUUCCGACCGCGCUUCGGUGCUUCUCAGUCCUCUGCUGGAUGUCUGAGCGCAGGAGGAGCGCAUGAUUUGCAUUCAAUUAUUUCACUCGUAUUUGCAAACAGCAGAGUAAAAGGCUGAUCAUGACACUGGGCGGGCCAAUCUGCUCCUUUCUGCCAAUCUGCUCCAAAAAAGGGCACUUUUUUGGACAGAGGGCAGAGGGGCAGGUGCUUGAGCACCACCUCGUGUCUAUCUGUGCACGCCACUGCGCGCGCGCGCACACACACACACACACACACACACACACACACACACACACACACACACACACAAAAUAAUAAUAAAAUUAAAUAAAUAAAAUUUCCACACAUAUAUUCAGUGUAAGCUUCGUGUUCUGCUUGUGUGUGUGUGACUGCAGGAGGAAACUCACAUCCAUUCGCUGAGAAAAACCUCCCUCUGGAAAGAGUCGAGUUACUGCGGAUUCUCCGCCCUGUACAGCCACUCCUCAUCAGUCACUGUACAUUUCCGUGUUUCAGUCCUGCAGGCUCGAGGGCUAUGUGGUGGAGGUGACUUUCCGGAAUCGCGGACAUCUUUUAUUUCAUGUUUCUCCGAGGUCUCUAGGCCGGUGGGCAGAAGAACUUUCUGAUCCGGUUUUCUGAGAAGCGACGGCUCCAUUUGUGUGAAACCUGCUCAUUGCGAUGGCUGUGUUUGCUUGUUUUGUCGGUCAUUAAUUCUGUUCGAGUUGAGACCAAAGAGAAGGAUGUUUUUCUGCGUCUUUGUAUUUAUGGCUCGAGUUCAGGGUACAAACAACGUCUCGACCUUCCCUCAAACGCCUUCAUCUUGUCACAGCAAAACAGUCGAAGUGGAGAAAUCCACAGAUCCUCACCCGUCGCUCCUGGCCGACCGAUGUUUCACUCCUGGCGCUGCGGAUGUGGACAAUAAGUCGGAGGUUUCAGAGUCAGAGCACAGUGAAGUUAUUAAAUGAUUAUUAGGGUAAGUUCGAGUUGCAGCUCAAGGGCCAAUCCGGCGACAAAUGGGUCGAAAUUCGUGGCCUUUUAUCCCCGUACGACGGAUAAUUGAUCUGGGUCUAUCAGCGUCGGAGCAUAACGUGUUAAUCAUUUUUAAAUAAUAUUUAGUAAUGGAAGUUUUAGUUGCAGUUGACAGGGCUAAGGGAUUUUCAAGUGACUCUCUUUGGAUAAAAUCUUGUAGUCGGUGGUGGCUCAGUGGACUCGAGGAAGAUUUCGAUUGAACUGCAUUUUAUUUGAGAAUGAAGCGCGAGGAUCACAGCCGAUACGACGGAGGUUCCGACCGCGCUUCGGUGCUUCUCAGUCCUCUGCUGGAUGUCUGAGCGCAGGAGGAGCGCAUGAUUUGCAUUCAAUUAUUUCACUCGUAUUUGCAAAUCGCAGAGUUUGUGUUAAAAAGGCACAGUUUGUGUUAAAAAGGCUGAUCAUGACACUGGGAGGGCCAAUCUGCUCCUCAUCUCUCUGCAUGACUUUUGCACCUGGAGAAAAGGAUACAGCGACCGUCAGAAAUCAGCUGGACAGCUCCUUAGCCACCCAUCAGAGUGCUACUUCACCAUGGAACCCUCACAGCUCACUGAGAUUAUCACCUGUCUUCAAGAGGAUCAACAACAGCGAAAGCAGUGUCUGGAGACCCUGAUGCAAAUACAGGCACAGACCCAGAGCUUCAUGCAGCAAGAAUCUAAAGAUCCCAAGAAAGCUGUCUUGCAAUGGUCAGAGCAUCAUCGUCAGAGGUUUCGCUCUUUGACCCUCAGUGAUGUCGGCCAUCCAUUUGCAUUUGCACAACAGCUCCAAGACAACUGUCAAAAGUGGUUGCUGGCUGAGGAUCAAGAUGCCAGAAGGAUUGUAGAGCGGGUAGUAAUGGAGCAGUUAGUUGAGCGACUUCCAGAAGUAACAGCCAAGUGGGUCCAGCACCAACAACCAGCAACACUAAAUGAGGCCAUCCAAUUGGCAGAGAACCACAUGGCAUCUCUCUCUCCCCUCUUCAGCAUCUACCCAAGUGAAGCAAUGAUGAAGGCACGCUGGGUGAAGGUGUGCAUUGGCUUUCCAUGGAGGUGGUCAGAGCAACAUCACCAGAAGUUCCGUUCCUUACUCCUCAGUGACGUCGGCAACCUAUUUGCAUUUGCACAACAGCUCCAAGACAACUGUGAGAAGUGGUUGCUGGCUGAGGAUCGUGACCCUGGAAGGAUUGUAGAGCGGGUGGUAAUGGAGCAGUUUAUUGCCCAACUUCCAGAAGUGAUAGCCAAGUGGGUCCAGCACCAACAACCAGCAACAUUAAAUGAGGCUAUCCAAUUGGCAGUGAAUCAAUCAUUCAUUGUUGUUUGUGUUAAUUUCUAGUUUUGUAGUUUACCAAUAAAUGUAAACAGGCAGUUGA